This is a messenger RNA of Drosophila ficusphila, 3063 nucleotides long. RefSeq lists its product as uncharacterized. The record is from RefSeq and is a predicted model, not a curated record. Gene Ontology annotation, cellular component: membrane. The coding region runs from base 7 to 2817 and encodes 936 amino acids. The transcript is spliced from 12 exons. Gene Ontology annotation, biological process: carbohydrate transport; transmembrane transport. NCBI's taxonomy places the organism in Eukaryota, Metazoa, Arthropoda, Insecta, Diptera, Drosophilidae. Gene Ontology annotation, molecular function: sugar transmembrane transporter activity.
GGAAAAAUGGCGAAACUCUUCAAGAACUCCUUGCUGCAGGCUCAUUCGAGAUAUCAGCUCUUGGCCACUUUGAUUGUGAACAUCAUAACCUUUGGCCAUGGAUUUGGAGUGGGCUGGCUUUCGCCGACCCUGACCAAAAUUCAGACUCCGGAUUCCCCUUUGGAUUUCAAAGUGAACAUCGAUGAAAUUUCCUGGAUGGGGUCCAUGUUGGGAUUGGGCGCCUUGUGUGGCAAUCUGGUUAUAGCCGUUUUACUAGAGAGAGCUGGCAGGAAAUGGUGCAUUUACCUGUUGGCAGCACCCUAUGCAUGCCUCUGGAUAUUUAUAUACAGUGCAUCCAAUAUUUACUUCCUGUACGCAGCCAGAUUUCUGUGUGGUUUCACAUCAGGAGCAGCAUACGUGGUGGUGCCAAUUUUCAUCAGUGAAGUGGCCGAUUCGAACAUUCGAGGUGCUCUGACUUCCAUGGUGAUGUUGUCCGUUGAUUUCGGAGUGCUGGCUGGGUUUGUACUCAGCACCUAUUUGUCCUACUACGUCGUACCUAUCUUGGGCCUAAUAGUGCCUGUGUCCUACUUCAUCGCCAGUCUUAUGUUGCCAGAAACGCCUCCUUAUCUGCUCAAGCGAAGCCAGCUUGGUGCGGCUGAGAAGUCCUUCAGAUAUUACAAGAACCAAAGGGACGGAUCGUCAAAAGAGGAGUUUGAGGAGCUGAGAACCAUUGUUCUUGCCCAGCAAUCGAACAAUCCCAGUGGCCUUAGCUAUAAAGAUUUGAUUACCAAACCCGCCUUAAAGGGUUUCAGUGCUACUGCUGUUCUCUGCACUGGAUUCCAGUUCAGUGGCAUUUUCAGCUUCAUCAACUACUCCUCAGAGAUAUUCGAGAGAUCCGGAUCCGUCAUAGAUCCGAACACCUGCACAAUCAUCAUUGGAGUGGUGCAGAUCAUUGGGGUUUACACCUCAACCAUUUUCGUGGACAUCGUGGGAAGACGACUCCUGAUGCUGCUCUCGUCCUUCGGAGUGGGAAUCGGUUGCAUUGCCUUCGGAUUAUUCACUUACCUUGCUCAGAUUUAUGAUCUAUCAGAUUACCAUUGGCUUCCCCUGCUUCUUAUGGUUUUUAUUUUGUACGUGGCCAAUGCGGGAUUGGUGGGACUGUUUUUCCUGGUAAUCGUGGAGGCGUUUCCCUCCAAGAUUCGCUCCUUUGGCACUUCGGUAUCUGUGAUCUUGAUGAGCAUCAUGGUGUUCUUCACCCUGAAGUUGUUCCCCCUGAUGCUGCACUUUUGGGGUGUUCCGUGGACCAUGUGGUUCUCAGCCACAUCCAGUUUGCUGACCUUCACCUACUUCCUCUUUUUCCUGGCGGAAACCAAGGGAAAAUCCAUGGUUGAAGAACUACAGGCCGUCGCAAUUGUGUCUAAACUCUGGACUGCGACUGACAUUCCCACGGCUAAAAUGGCAGGCAUUUCAAGGAACUCGUUGCUGCAGCAAAAGUCACGUUAUCAGCUUUUGGCCACGAUAAUUGUGAACAUAAUUACCUUUGGCCACGGAGUGGGAGUGGGGUGGCUUUCACCGACACUUACCAAAAUCCAAACUGCCGACUCUCCCCUGGACUUCGAGGUCAAUCUCGCGGAGAUUUCCUGGCUGGGUUCCAUGUUGGGGUUGGGAAGCCUGUGCGGAAAUUUAACCAUUGCUUUCCUGAUUGAAAGAGCUGGAAGGAAGUUCUGCCUUUACUUAAUGGCUGGACCUUAUGCGUGCAUUUGGAUCUUAAUCUACUGCGCCUCGAAUGUGUACUUCCUUUAUGUAGCCAGGUUCUUUUGUGGAUUUACCGGAGGUGCGGGUUACGUGGUAGUUCCCAUUUUCAUCAGCGAAAUAGCCGACACCGACAUUCGAGGUGCCCUGACAUCGAUGGUGAUGCUAUCUGUCGAUUUGGGAAUACUGGUUGGUUAUAUACUGAGCACUUAUCUGGCCUAUCACGUCGUACCCUUCUUGGCCAUUAUCUUGCCAGUGGCUUACUUUAUUGCCAAUAUAAUGUUACCCGAAACAGCUCCGUAUCUGCUGAAACGAAGCAAACUUGCAGCGGCUGAGAAAUCGUUUAGAUACUAUAGAAACCAGAGAGAUGUAAUCUGCGAGCAAUCAUCCAAGGAAAACUUCGAGGAGCUUCGCUCAGCUGUUCUUUCUCAGCAGACCAGGCACUCCGCUCCUUUGAGUUACAAGGAUCUCAUUACAAAGGAAGCUUUGAAAGGCUUUGCUGCCUCCGUCGUCCUCAGUUUGGGCUACCAGUUCAGUGGCGUUUUCAGCUUCAUCAACUACAUGUCCGAUAUCUUCAAGGCCUCUGGUUCGAUUGUGGAUGUCAACACGGCCACCAUUAUCAUAGGAAUAGUUCAGAUCGUGGGGGUUUACACCUCGACAAUCUUAGUGGACAUAGUGGGCAGAAGGGUUCUGAUGCUGAUCUCCACAUUGGGAGUGGGAAUCGGUUGCGCUGCCUUUGGCAUCUUUACCUACUUUGCAGAGACAUAUGAUCUCAGCGAUUAUAAUUGGCUUCCUCUGGUGAUCAUGAUCAUCAUCUGUUAUGUGGCGAAUAUCGGACUGAUCGGAAUCUUUUUCCUGGUGCUCGUAGAGCUCUUUCCUGCGAAGAUUCGAUCCUUGGCCACAUCGCUCUCUGUGAUAUUCUUGAGUCUUUUGGUCUUCGGCACCCUAAAAUUAUUUCCCCUGAUGCUGCACUACUGGGGCAUAUCAUACACCAUGUGGUUCUCCGCCGCCUCAGCUCUACUCACUUUUCUCUAUUUCUGGCUGUUUCUGCAGGAGACCAAAGGAAAGUCCAUGAUCGAGGAUUAAUAUAUCGUACUUAAGAGCAAAGAAAUUUUAUUAAAAUGAAGCUGUUUAAAGGAUAUGCAAAAGAGUAAGUAAAAUUUAAUACUUUCAGUUGUUUAUCCAAGUUUCAAACCACUCCUUAAAAAAAAAAAAAAAAGCCUUAAGUUUUUUAAUUGUACUUUCAACUGGAAUCUGAAGAAAUUGAUUUAAAAAUUUGUCAAAAAUAAUUAAUUUCUCAAUAUUAAAUUUAUUUUUAAAGCAAAAAGAAAA